Molecule: messenger RNA, 306 nt
Organism: Lactuca virosa
Lineage: Eukaryota; Viridiplantae; Streptophyta; Magnoliopsida; Asterales; Asteraceae
Source: the annotation of a GenBank genome assembly
AUGUUAAGAACACUGAGAGUGAAUCAAGAAGCGUGUAGGUUUUGGCCUUGGGAUACUGUUGAAAAGUCUUACACGAUACGUAAUGAGACAGCCAUAGCUAUUGGAGAAAACUUACCUGAGUUAAGGCACCUUGAACUUAUUGAAAACUACAUGUCGUAUACCGGGUUGCAAGUCAUUUUGGAUGGUUGUUGUCAUCUUGAAUUGCUUGACUUGCGUCAGCUGAUAACUACACAUCUGAUGAUGACUAUGCUUUUUAUUAAUGGACGGUGUGGCUGUUGCGACCAAGAAAUUUUCUUUCGUCUUUAA